CGGUUCAAUCUGUGCACCGACCAGACGCCUCCCGGCUUUGGUGUGCGCCCAUCUUUAUCCUCUGCCACCGUCUCUGCCGUCUACUCCUCGGCGCGUGGGCCAAGCAUCCGCGUCUGAGUCUGUCGCUGAUCGAUCACGACCGUAGCCUCCGACAUCAAUCCUUUCACCAAAUAAUAGGGGCCCGCGAAACACAGCAUCGCGUGUACCCUGGCCUAGGGAAACGUCCGUCAAUGAUCCGACUGCCCAAGCGUCCCCGCGAGGGACCCGUUAUCGUGGAGUAGUCCGGCGUUUCUAUAUUCGGUCCACCAGCGGGCCAGGGUCCGUGAUCCCGGCCAGAGGAAUCCUUCAACAACUUGCCUGCCCUACGUAGCAUAUGUGUGUGCGUUUGGUAUCACGGAGCUCUCUGCAGUCUGCACGGCAUGCUCUUGUCCUCCCAGCUACGGUCCAUGUGGACGGAUCUUCACUAUCGGUGGCUUAGCGAUGAUCCUUUCGCCAACACAUCCGUCUCUGUGAAUGCUGGCAGUUUUCGUUGGGAGCGUCACUGCAUCCUUGAAGUGCAAAGAGCGUUGGGAAAGCUGAUUUUGCUCCUGUUUUCAGCACUACAGACCGCGAUGGCUAACCAAGUAUCAGAUAGAUGGUUAGGGCUUGCAAACUCGCUAAACUUGGAAUCUACUCAAGACACGCGCAUGUCCCUCCGCAUCCAUCAUCCCUGCGGAGCGGCACAUCACCUGUUGGUUAUUCUCCGAUUCUGCGUAUGGAUCAAUGCUUACACGCGAGAAUUCUUCCUAACUGAGCCUGAGGGUAGUAUCCCGUCCUCCGCAAUACGAGGCGUCGAUGCUUGUUAUCCCUUUCCACAACCAACCAACCAACCAAGGUGCCAGCCAGCUCACCUCCCGGAAAGCCCCGUUUUGAGGAAACGAGGCAUAUGUUCCAAGAGCUUCCGGUUCCUCGAUAUCUGUCGCCCCGGUCGAAAUUACCCUCGGUGGCUCAGAUGGCCUAACAGGUAGGCCGACUUUACCAUAUUGAGACACUCAUUGACGCUCUUUGGAGACAAUGGACUUUAUGCCAACGCAUUCAGAAACAUUGGGCCACACAUACAACCAACUCAGUCACAUGGUCCAGCCUGUGUCAACACUGCAUACUCCGAAACACACACAACCUUAGCCGCAGUCAUUCACACCCUCGGAAAAGCCUCCUACGUAUGUCGCGCAGAAUGUCUUGGCCCAGCACGCACAAGCACAACAUAGGGUGACUAUGUCGCCAUUUAGGCUGUGCUGGGGAUGACGACAAGUCCAAGCCCACGCGGUACCGGCACCAAACUC
Messenger RNA from Ilyonectria robusta, 1322 nucleotides. RefSeq lists its product as uncharacterized. The transcript has 3 exons. Lineage: Eukaryota; Fungi; Ascomycota; Sordariomycetes; Hypocreales; Nectriaceae. The record is from RefSeq and is a predicted model, not a curated record. Bases 420 to 1007 code for a protein of 195 amino acids.